GGGCGGGGCGGACUGGGGGCCGGGACUGGAGCUGGAGUUUGGGGUCUGCGGCCCGGUUGUGGUUGAACGCGCCCAGGGUGGCCCUGUUUUCAGCAGGCAUGUCAGAAGAGGAGGGGGCUCAGGCCCCCAGACCCAGCUUGUGGGAGCAGGACCAGCAGAACGCGGUGCAGCGCGUGGCAGCCCUGCCCCUGGUCAGGACCACGUGCACCGCAGUCUCCGAUGCUUAUAGCGCCGCCAAGGACCGGCACCCGCUACUGGGCUCCGCCUGCCGCCUGGCUGAGCACUGCGUGUGCGGCCUGACCACCCGCGCCCUGGACCACGCUCAGCCACUGCUCAGCCACCUGCAGCCCCAGUUGGCCACCGUGAAUGAUCUCGUCUGCAGGGGCCUGGACAAGCUGGAGGAGAAGCUGCCCUUUCUUCAGCAGCCUUCAGAGACGGUGGUGACCUCAGCCAAGGAUGCCAUGGCCAGUGGCAUGACAGGCAUGGUGGGCCUGGCCCGGCAGGGCCGCCGCUGGAGUGUGGAGCUCAAACGAUCCAUGAGCCAUGCGGUGGACGUCAUGCUGGGCAAGUCAGAGGAGCUGGUGGACCACUUCCUGCCCAUGACUGAGGAGGAGCUCGCGGCACUGGCAGCGGAGGCUGAGGGCCCGGAAGUGGGCUCCUUGGAAGAGCAGAGGAGACAACAGGGCUACUUUGUGCGCCUGGGUUCCCUGUCAGCACGGCUCCGCCACCUGGCAUAUGAGCACUCUCUGGGGAAACUGAGGCAGAGGAAGCACCAUGCCCAGGACACGCUGGCCCAGCUGCAGGAGACGCUAGAGCUGAUCAACCACAUGCAGUGCGGAGUGACCCCCAUCACCCCAGGCCGGCCAGGGAAGGUGCACCAGCUGUGGGAGGACUGGAGCCAGCACCCCCCAGAGAACGGCCGCCGCUGCCGCCGCCGAAGCCAGGCAGAGCUGGAGACCCUGGUGCUGUCCCGCAACCUGAUGGGAGAGCUGCAGAGCACGGUGGACUUGCUGGAGACCAGCGUGCGGGGCCUGCCCCCCAGCGCCCAGGAGAAGGUGGCUGAGGUGCGGCGCAGCGUGGACGCCCUGCAGGCCGCCUUCGCCGAUGCCCGCUGCUUCAGGGAUGUGCCAGCUGCUGUGCUGGCCGAGGGCCGGGGCAGCAUGGCCCGGGCCCACGCCUGUGUGGACGAGCUGCUGGAGCUGGUGGUGCAGGCCAUGCCCCUGCCCUGGCUGGUCGGGCCCUUCGCGCCCAUCCUGGUGGAGCGGUUGGAGCCCCCUCCUGAUCUGGAGGCCCUGGUGGAUGAGGUCGUGGGGGGCCCCGACCCCCGCUGGGCGCACCUGGACUGGCCGGCCCAGCAGAGAGCCUGGGAGGCCCAGCACGGGGAUGGGACAGGCCUCCCGGGGGACGUUCCCAAGGAGGAGCCUGAGCCUCCCAGCCGCCCCAAGCACACCCUGAUGCCAGAGCUGGACUUUUGAUCCGAUAGGACCCUAGGGCAGCAGAGGCAGCAGGAGGUGGUCACGCACCUCGAGAACUCUGCUGCCCCAUAGUGGCCUUGAACCGCUUCUAGCAGCUGAUGUCUUGGCCUUGGCCCCUGCCCAGCAAGGAUUUGGGGGGUGGGGGCCAGAUUCAGAAUCCUAGAUCAGUUUCAUGAUAGCAGAACAUCCCCAGUCUUUCCCUUGGACAUAUGAGGACUUGAACCCAACUCAGGCAAGACGAGCCCCCAGCUGGGCUCACUGCCUGUGGUCCCCUUGCCCCACCCCCAAGAAGUUGGUCAAAACUCCCCAGAGAAGCACAGGUUUUGCCCACAUAGGAACAUGUGCUUCUCUUUGGGGCUCUGAAAAGUGAGCCCCCCUUCCUCCCCCAGCUUGUCUAUCCUGGACUGAGGGGGCCCCAAAGAUGCCCGGCUGCAACUGUUGGACCUGCCACACCCACUUGCUUCGCCGCUUGGAAUUUGAUCUCCAGAAUAAAAGUGCUGUGCGUUGUC
This is a messenger RNA of Phacochoerus africanus (Common warthog), 1984 nucleotides long. It is a transcript of the gene PLIN5, whose product is annotated as perilipin 5. The record is from RefSeq and is a predicted model, not a curated record. Gene Ontology annotation, biological process: lipid storage; positive regulation of triglyceride storage. Gene Ontology annotation, cellular component: lipid droplet; cytosol. The coding region runs from base 99 to 1475 and encodes 458 amino acids. Lineage: Eukaryota; Metazoa; Chordata; Mammalia; Artiodactyla; Suidae. The transcript is spliced from 8 exons.